CUCUCUUCCUUAGGGAUGGCCUCUCCCGUGCUUUCUCUUGGCAAUGAAGCAUCUACAAGAACAAAGAUCGGAGAACAACUUUCUCAUAUAGAUCGAAGCGUAGAUCAAAGAGCACCUUCGCAGAUCGAGCUCAUUGCUCGCUGCUGGUUUAGAUCACCAUUCAACCAUAAUUCUCUUCUUCUUCGGUUUAGAUCUAGCGAAGCUUCAGUGGUUACCAUAGGGGUUUCUACGUUACCAGAGAUAUGGGGUGGUACAUUUUCUCCUACUCAAAUCUGGGCUCAGCUUCCAUUUCUGGGUCUCCCUGUAAGUAUUUCUAUAUAGAUAUAUAUUUAUAUAUAUAUAUAAAUUUUCACAAGAAUUAAAUUGAAUGCAGAAUCAUUGUACUAAUCUUGGACACCCUUUGGGCACAGAUCUCCAAUUUGUACAAGAUUGCAUUUUGUUUGAGUGUGAA
This is a messenger RNA of Humulus lupulus (European hop), 451 nucleotides long. RefSeq lists its product as uncharacterized. The transcript is spliced from 2 exons. Bases 16 to 321 code for a protein of 101 amino acids. The record is from RefSeq and is a predicted model, not a curated record. Lineage: Eukaryota; Viridiplantae; Streptophyta; Magnoliopsida; Rosales; Cannabaceae.